This is a messenger RNA of Triticum dicoccoides, 1062 nucleotides long. Its product is annotated as aquaporin PIP2-2-like. The transcript has a single exon. The record is from RefSeq and is a predicted model, not a curated record. Gene Ontology annotation, cellular component: membrane. Bases 68 to 922 code for a protein of 284 amino acids. Gene Ontology annotation, biological process: transmembrane transport. Gene Ontology annotation, molecular function: channel activity. NCBI's taxonomy places the organism in Eukaryota, Viridiplantae, Streptophyta, Magnoliopsida, Poales, Poaceae.
CCAUCGCCCAUUCAGCUAGCUAGAGCCUAGAGCUACCCAUCUCCACCGUACGUAUCAAUCCAUCCACAUGGUGCCCAACGGUAACAAUGACAACAACAACGCCGCCAAGGACUACCGUGACCCUCCCCCGGCGCCGCUCAUCAACGCCGGCGAGCUGGGCAAGUGGUCGCUCUGGCGCGCCGUCAUCGCCGAGUUCACCGCCACGCUCCUCUUCGUCUACGUCACCGUCGCCACCGUCAUCGGCCACAAGCGCCAGACCGACGCCACCGUCGGCUGCGGCGGCGCGGGAAUCCUCGGCAUCGCGUGGGCCUUCGGCGGCAUGAUCUUCGUCCUGGUCUACUGCACCGCCGGCGUCUCCGGCGGCCACAUCAACCCGGCCGUCACCUUCGGCCUCCUCCUCGCCCGCAAGGUCUCCCUCGUCCGCGCGCUGCUCUACAUGGUCGGGCAGUGCCUCGGCGCCAUGUGCGGGGCCGGCCUCGUCAGGGCCGUGCACGGCGCCCAGUACGCGCGCCACGGCGGCGGCGCCAACGAGCUCGCGCCGGGAUACUCCAAGGGCGCCGGGCUCGCCGCGGAGAUCAUCGGCACCUUCGUGCUCGUCUACACCGUCUUGGCCGCCACCGACCCGAAGCGCAAGGCGAGGGACUCCCACGUGCCCGUGCUGGCGCCGCUGCCCAUCGGGUUCGCGGUGCUCAUCGUGCACCUCGCCACCAUCCCCAUCACCGGCACCGGCAUCAACCCGGCCAGGAGCCUCGGGCCCGCCGUGGUGUACAACAACAAGAAGGCGUGGGACGAGCAGUGGAUCUUCUGGGUGGGGCCCUUCAUCGGGGCCGGCGUGGCCAUGGUGUACCACCAGUACAUCAUCAGGGGCGGGGCCGGCAAGGCCUUGGCCUCCUUCCGCCACAACUACAUCUCUACAGCCUAAUGCAUUAAUUUGUUUCCUUCCUUCCACCAUUCAUCAGAGAGCGAAUCUGCAAAAUGUACAUGCAUGGCUAGCUUGCAUUCACCGUCUCGUGUUUUUUUUUCUUUUUUUUUAAAAAAAAUUCGUUAUGUAGUUUUUGUCAU